Molecule: messenger RNA, 1801 nt
Organism: Dufourea novaeangliae
Lineage: Eukaryota; Metazoa; Arthropoda; Insecta; Hymenoptera; Halictidae
Product: RCC1 and BTB domain-containing protein 1-like
Exons: 10
Coding region: 1-1707 (568 amino acids)
Molecular function (GO): protein binding
Source: RefSeq, a predicted model, not a curated record
AUGACUUCAGAGAACUUGAGAUACUAUCCAAUUUUUAGUUUAUUAGAACCAGAGUUUAUGUCAAAGAUUCAUAUGGUUUUUGUAUAUGGUAGCUCAGAAAAAUGCGGUUUAAUUGUAACAAAGGAUGGAAUACUAUAUGCCUUAGGAAAUAAUAAACUUGGUGGUCUUGGAAUCGGUGAUAGUCAGGGUACUCUUUACCCAACAAUAGUUGAAGUAUUAUCUGGAAAGGAUAUUAAAACUUUUGCAUAUGGCAGUGGUGGACAUGUUUUAGCACUUACAAGUAAAGGAGAGGUAUAUUCAUGGGGGUGCAAUACAUAUAGACAGUUGGGACACCAGACUACUGAUAGAACUUAUCAUGUACCAACUUCUGUGCAUAUGAAUCUUAAUGAAGACCUUAUUGUAGACAUAGCCUGUGGAACUAAUCACACUUUGGCAUUAACAGCUAAUGGGAAGGUAUACGCAUGGGGCAAAAAGUAUGACGAAGAAACAAAUUCCAAUUCAUCAAUCACGAAUGUAGUCAGAGGUGGGGAGGCACGUGGGUUUGGCUUUGGCUCUAGCUUUCCAAGAAAUAAUCAGACUUUCAUCCACCCUCCACUCGGAGGAAGAAGUAGCACUAACCCCUUACUGAUUGAAACCCCAGCUACACCCACGAAUUCAUCAGUAACUCUAAUACAUUGCAUAUUAACAGAAAAAUUUGUGUGUAUUAGUUGUGGAGAUAAAUUCAGCGUAGCAGUGAAAGACAAUGGAGAGGUUUAUAGUUGGGGUGAUAAUAGCUGUGGUCAAUUAGGACUUGGAAAUACUAGUCAGAUUAAAGAACAUCCAUCUAAAGUCACAGCACUUGCUGAAGUUCUAAUAAAAAAAGUAGUUUGUGGUUAUGGGCAUUGUUUAGCAUUAAGCGAUGAAGGUAACCUUUAUGUUUGGGGUGCAAACAAUUAUGGACAACUAGGUCUUGACACAAACUUAAAUGUCUACAUUCCAGUAAAGUUGAAAGUACCGGAAAUGAGAAGAGUAUUGGAUAUAGCAGCUUUUCAUUACGGAAAUAUAAGUGUAGCUAUGGGAGACGGUAAUCUAAUAUUUAUGUGGGGUCACUGUCUGGGACUAAGUAUCAAAGUUCCAACCAUUACACGAUUAAAGUCCAUCUACGACGCUCAACUUCAUAGUGAAGGACCAAGUUAUCUGAAUGACUGUGUAAAACAAGCAUUUGAUGAUCCAUCCACUAGUGACCUCACUAUUCAAGUACAGGGGAAACCAAUUCAUGUACACAAAUUCAUUUUGAAGAUCCGUUGCGAAUACUUUAAAACGAUGCUUCAGGAGCCCUGGGAAGAAAAUAAACAGUGUGUUAUAAAACAUGAACUGUUUUCAUACGAUACAUACAGAGCUUUCUUGAAGUAUUUAUAUACCGACGACUUCGAUCUGCCUCUAGAAAACACAUUAGAACUCUUAAAGUUAGCAGACGCUUACAACCUUGAUCAGUUAAAGAGUCAUUGCACACAGGUAAUAAUAGGAAAUAUUACCGUGGAGAAUGUGCUUUCUCUGUACACCAAAGCUAUCGCGUUCGAGUUUACGAACUUAAAGGAGUGUUGCUUCAAUUUCGCUGUGAAACACAUGAUUGCAGUAAUACAUUCACUGGGUUUUGUUGAAUUAGAUGCAUCCAUAAUGAAAGAUUUUGUAAUUAAGGCUAUUGAAGCGGGUGCAUUUAAGACGUAACUCGCGAUGCUUAUUGUACGAUUAUAUUGUGGCGCAUUUAUAUUUUUAUAAUUCUCAGUAAAUGUAUGUUAUGUUACAUACAUUUUUGUAUACU